Molecule: messenger RNA, 1374 nt
Organism: Angiostrongylus costaricensis
Lineage: Eukaryota; Metazoa; Nematoda; Chromadorea; Rhabditida; Metastrongylidae
Source: the annotation of a GenBank genome assembly
AUGUUGACAGAGAAUUCACCGUUUGCUGAUGCCGCCUCUAUCGACCGCCACUUGGGGAAUAUGGCUAAACUGAAUGAAAUCCAAAGCAAAAUCUUUGGAAUAAGGCCUACUUCCCGAGACCAACUACCAUUCGAAGAGGAGCCGGCAAAGCCUGAUCAGUUACCGUAUCUUUUCGAAGGAGACAUCGUACUGACUGAUGAACAAAUGGAAACUAUUUUGAGGCCUUUACAAUUUCUUCAUAGGAACACCGAGGAACAACUAUUGAGCAAAAAUGGAGGGAUCAGAGAACGUCGCUCUUUGACCUCAGACCUUUAUGGCCGUUGGCAAACGUUUCCUAUUCCGUACUACAUCAACACUGGAUCGGGAGUUAGCGAGUCAGCAGUGUUAGCAGGAGUGAAGGUGUGGGAAACCGAAACAUGCUUGUCGUUCAGAAGGCAGCCUAGUAGAACACGAGGAAACGGUCUAGAGUUUUUUCUGGGAAACGGCUGCUUUUCGAUGGUCGGUCGCGUUGGCUUCACCUUUCAGCAGGUCUCCAUCGGAUUUGGUUGCACAUCUCUUGGCAUCGUAGCACACGAAAUCGGUACGCCAAUCAGCGUUCCAGUUCAGUUUGACGGACACGCUCUUGGGUUCUAUCAUGAACAAUCCCGCUACGAUCGUGACAAGUAUGUGAGAAUGCUUACUGGAAACAUCCAGAACGGCUAUGUCGCUCAAUUUACUAGGCAGUCAAGAAGAAGCAUGGAAGACUACGGCGUCGGUUAUGACUACGGUUCCGUCAUGCACUACGGCCAAUUUAGUUUCUCACAAAAUGGCCUCCCUACGAUCAACACUAUCGACACCGACUACCAGCAGACUAUUGGACAACGUGGUGGUCCGUCGUUCAUGGAUGUGAAACGGAUCAAUUUGGCUUACUGCAAUGGCACGUGUUCCAACACGCUUCCUUGUUUGCACGGGGGAUACACCGACCCAAAGAACUGUGCGAGUUGUCGAUGUCCUACUGGAUUCGCUGGAGUGGUAUGCGACCAAGCGGCACCGAACCCUGGUGUGUGUGGUGUAGGCGGUCGUAAUGCUACUUCAUCACUACAGUCAAUAUCUGUUAGUGGAGCUGUCAGCUGUUCAUUUGUUAUCAAGGCGAUAAUUGAUGCUUAUACUAUUACAUGGAUUAAAGAUACAGUUCACUGUUUAAAUUUUACACUUUUUAAUUGUAAGUUACGAGCCCAUAGUCCACCUAUUUUUAGGUUUUGCCGAUCGCGCCCGAAAAACUCAGUCUCAGAAACUAACAUUCUAGUGGUGCUCUAUAGGGGAUCGUCGAAUACCGCGUUCACUUUGAGCUAUCGCUAUGGUGUGGUUAUUUACUUUCUAGGGUUUACUCUGUGA